UCAUCUUCAAUCAUUACUCAACUGUUGUCAAACGAAACCAUGCAUUAUUCAAAUUCAAAUGACAAAUUUAACCUUGACAGUCUAAACAAAUCACGGCGACACCAACAAAACCAAAUUAUUGGCGUUUUUCCGGUCCCAAAAGUUUAAGCGAGAGUUUCAGUUUCAUAGUAUACUUUCUCUGACACAGAAAACAAUAAAAUAUAAAUAUAAGCUGGUUUAAAGGAGAUCCAAGUUUUCAAAACCUUCACUUCGGUAGUGAUUUCUCUCGAUUUAUAGGCCAAGAGAAAACAGGUCAUAUAAGGUAAGUUCAAACUAGUUUUAUUUAUAUAUAUCAUUUCUCGAGUGUUAUGCAAGAUCUAUUAUGGCCCUCUUGCUCUCUAAUGGGCAGAAAAAUGGCACCUGAACCAGUCAACGUGAAUGAGUUCAAGGAAUUGGCUAGGCAAGCUCUUCCCAAAAUGUACUUUGAUUAUUAUGCUGGAGGAGCUGAGGAUGAGAAUACAUUAAGAGAGAACAUCGAGGCAUAUCAAAGAAUCAGGUUACGGCCUAGAGUUCUUGUAGAUGUUAGCAGAAUAGAUAUGUCAACAACUGUAUUGGGUUACAAAAUCUCAGCCCCUAUAAUGAUUGCUCCAACUGCUUAUCAUCAGUUAGCUCACCCUGAAGGGGAGGUAGCUACAGCCAGAGCAGCGGCUUCAUGUGACACCAUCAUGGUUUUAUCAUACAUGUCUAACUGCGCUGUGGAAGAGGUUGCUUCCAGCUGCAAUGCUGUUCGGUUCUAUCAGUUAUACGUUAAUAAGAGACGGGAUGUAUCAGCACAGCUGGUGCAAAGGGCUGAAAGAAAUGGAUUUAAGGCUAUUGUCUGGACAGUUGAUGCUCCUAGACUUGGUCGGAGAGAGGCAGACAUAAGGAACAAAAUGGUUGCACCUCAGUUGAAGAAUUUUGAAGGCCUUAUGUCUGCUGAAGUUCACACUCUGCGUGGGGAUGAUGGCUCAAAGCUUGAAGCUUUUGCUAGGAAAACCUUUGAUGAUUCCCUAUGUUGGGAGGACCUAAAAUGGUUGAGAUCCAUCACAAACCUGCCCAUUCUGAUCAAGGGGGUGCUUACUCAUGAAGAUGCAAGAAAAGCAGUUGAAGCAGGAGUUCAUGGCAUUGUCGUCUCUAAUCAUGGAGCCCGCCAGCUUGAUCAUACUCCUGCCACUAUCUCUGUCUUAGAAGAGGUUGUUCAAGCUGUUGGAGGGAAAGUUCCUGUUAUUGUUGACGGAGGAAUUCGGCGAGGAACAGAUGUCUUUAAGGCAUUAGCCCUUGGUGCACAAGCUGUACUUAUUGGGAGGCCAGUUAUCUAUGGCCUGGCAGCAAUGGGGCAACGUGGAGUGAAAAGUGUGGUUAAAAUGCUGAAGAAUGAGCUUGAGCUAACUAUGGCCCUGUCUGGCUGUCCUACACUAGAACAUAUUACAAGGAGUCAUGUGAUGACGGAGCGUGACAGUAGUCUCCAUUCAAAGCUUUAAUUUCAUUUUAGAAGAAGAAUUAGUUAUGGUAAAUGGAACUUAAGAAUCUCAGGAUUUGUUUGAGUUGCAGACCCAGAUUGGUUUGGCCUAUCAUCUGAGACUGAUCAUCUCAAAUUACUAGAGCCAACUUCUGAGUUAUCCAGUUAAGCUAGGUCUAGGCUCCACGCUGGGUUGGUUUGGGAGAUGAUAAUCUUGCCAUUAUUCUAGAACUAAAUUAUACAUGCUAUCACUUUCUUAAUGCUUAUAAUGAUUUAUGAAUUGAUUUAGCA
Cannabis sativa is the source of this 1768-nucleotide messenger RNA. RefSeq names its product peroxisomal (S)-2-hydroxyacid oxidase GLO4. The coding region runs from base 348 to 1499 and encodes 383 amino acids. The transcript is spliced from 12 exons. The record is from RefSeq and is a predicted model, not a curated record. Gene Ontology annotation, molecular function: FMN binding; oxidoreductase activity. Lineage: Eukaryota; Viridiplantae; Streptophyta; Magnoliopsida; Rosales; Cannabaceae.